Molecule: messenger RNA, 600 nt
Organism: Adineta ricciae
Lineage: Eukaryota; Metazoa; Rotifera; Eurotatoria; Adinetida; Adinetidae
Source: the annotation of a GenBank genome assembly
AUGGCAUGUCAAAUCAGUACUCCUGAUAAUUGCUGUUCAUCGGUGAUACAAGAAAAUAAACACGAACAUGAAUGUUGCAUAUGUUUGGAUAAUAAAGAUUUAACGAUUGUAUUUGACUGCCAUCAUCAUUUCAAAUAUGAUCUGGAUAUUGGUUAUAGUCUAGGUUGCCCGAAUGGCUGUGCUAAUACGCUUCUUCGUGAACUGCACAUCUUUCAUUUGAUGGAUAAAUCGAAUUACGAACGAUAUAAAGCAUUUGGUGCUGAAGAAUAUGUAUUGUAUCAUCAAGGAGUGAUCUGUCCAAUACCAUGCUGCGGAUCUGGACUAAUACUAGAUGAAAACAAUCUAAAGAUAAAAUGUCCAUCGUCGAUUGGCUGUGGAAAAACAUUUUGUCGUAGUUGUAAAGCACUUUGGGAAGAUGAGACUGUUCAGACGUGUCCAUGUCAAACAGCAAGGGAAAAUGAUCGCAGUCAACCAGUUUCUCUUUGGAGUCAACUUUUUGGCUAUCGCAAGUCAACAGCGUCAUCGGUAAUGAUCAAAAAGUGCCCAAGGUGUUCCGUCAAAACGGAAAAAGAUGGUAAAACGAAACGAAUUCCAUUGUAA